Xenia sp. Carnegie-2017 is the source of this 589-nucleotide messenger RNA. RefSeq names its product thyroxine 5-deiodinase-like. The transcript is spliced from 2 exons. NCBI's taxonomy places the organism in Eukaryota, Metazoa, Cnidaria, Anthozoa, Malacalcyonacea, Xeniidae. The record is from RefSeq and is a predicted model, not a curated record. Gene Ontology annotation, molecular function: thyroxine 5'-deiodinase activity. The coding region runs from base 16 to 543 and encodes 175 amino acids.
GAUAUUACAAAGGAAAUGCGAAACGGACUGGAGGCACAAAAUGUUCCCUUGGUAACACCCGAUGGAAAGAAAUGUGUGCGUUUACUUGAUUUACUUCAAGCUGAGAGAGCAUUAGUCGUGUACUUUGGCAGUUGUAGUUGCCCAGUGUUUAUGAAUAAACUGAAAGAAUUUGGUGUUCUAGCUCAAGACUUUUCAGAUAUCGUGGAUUUUGUCGUUGUAUAUAUUGAAGAAGCUCAUCCAAUUGAUGGAUGGUCUUUCAAGAAUAACUUUAUCAAAGUACGAAAGCAUCGAAAUCAAUAUGAAAGAUGCAAAGCCGCGCAAAAGCUACAAGAACUCAAUCUUCCAUGUCAAAUAAUGGUAGAUACAAUGGACGACAAUGCAAAUGUGGCCUAUGGAGCGUUGCCUGAGAGACUCUACGCCAUCGAAGAAGGUAAAGUCGCAUACGUGGGCGGACAGGGACCAAUGAAUUCAUCAAUGAAAGCAGCACGUGACUGGCUAGAGUCAUAUCGCGAGAAAAACACAUUUAGAAGAUGGACAAUCUAACCCAGCGAGCAAGAACUGUACAGAAUGCAAACUUCGUAUAAUGACA